UCGAACGUCCCCGAGCGCACACGGCGUAGACGGAGAGUACGGCGCGCGAGUCUCUGGGAGGAAGAUAACGGUUUAUUUUUUAGCCCCCCGCUCCACUCGAACAACUAGAACAAACCGAACCUGCAUUCUAAGGGGGGUUCGUUCACAGUCUGCUCGUCUCAAGGAGGGAAGCGAGGGAUUGGAGCCGCAAGUUUUUUCUUUUUCUUUUUUCGUCUUGUUUCUCAUUUCCCCCCAAAAGAGGAUUCUGUGUUCCACGGCGGUUUGUUCUCCGCUCUCGCCGCAAAGAUGAUGGUCGGAGAGGUCGACGUGAAGGAGCGACCGAGGCCGAGUCCCGACUAUUUGAUGCAAUUAUUAAACGAGAAGAAGCUCAUGACCAGCUUGCCAAAUCUCUGCGGCAUCUUCACACACCUGGAGAGGCUUCUUGACGAAGAGAUCAACAGAGUGCGUAAAGACAUGUACAGCGACUCGGUGAACGGCCUCGUGGACAGACACCCCCUGGAGCUGCCCGAGCCUGUCGGACCCAUCGUCCACCUGCAGGAAAAACUGUUUGUGCCUGUCAAAGAGUUCCCCGAUUAUAACUUUGUGGGGAGAAUCCUCGGCCCUCGCGGACUCACGGCCAAGCAGCUGGAGGCCGAGACGGGAUGCAAAAUCAUGGUGCGAGGCAAGAGCUCCAUGAGGGACAAGAAGAAGGAGGAGCAGAACAGAGGGAAGCCAAACUGGGAACACUUAAACGAAGACCUUCAUGUCCUGAUCACAGUGGAAGACACGCAGGGCAGAGCUGAGAUCAAGAUGAGGAGAGCGGUGGAGGAGGUCAAGAAGCUUCUCGUACCUGCUGCCGAGGGAGAAGACAACUUGAAGAAGAUGCAGCUGAUGGAGCUGGCGAUCCUCAACGGGACGUACAGAGACAACAACAUCAAAACAUCCACCCUUGCAUUCUCUCUUGCAGCGGCGGCAGCGGCCGCUCAGGGCCAACGUCUCAUAGCGAGCCCCACAGGUCAGAUGAUGGCUCCCCAGGGACUCCGGCCCCCGACAUCGGGUGGGGGUCAGAUCAUGAACCUCAUCCGGUCCCCUCAGAUGGCCGCCAUGAUGACCAAUGGCGCCCCCACCCUGGUGCCUCCCUCGCCGGAUGGCGGGCUCAUCUACACGACCCCUUACGACUAUCCUUAUGCCCUGGCCCCCACCUCCCUGCUGGAGUACCCCAUCGAGCACAGUGGGGUUCUUGGUAAGAGAGCCUGGGGAAGCAUGGGUCCGGCGGGUGCAAUGGCCAACUUUGGCCAGCUCGGACAGGAGGGAGGCUUGUUUUACCCCGGAGCCGGGGUGCUGGACAUGGCUGCCAUGAGCCACAAUCAGGACAUGUUGAAAGGUGCAAUGGCUUCUAAAGUGAGACGGCAUGACACGCGGGUUCAUCCUUACCAAAGGAUUGUGACCGCUGACAGAGCCGCCACCGGCAACUAACACAUGACCUUCUGACCUCUGAACUCUUCACCCAAUGACGAGCCGCCCCAAGCCUGCCUGCUGAUCAGUUAACUGGUAAUUGCCUUUUGCUAGCCUCUCGGACGCAAGUGAGAGAGAGAGAAAGAGAGAGAGAGACGCCUGCCCAUACACCCUAACACGUUCUGAGAAAAGUAGAAACCAAUGGAGAAUCUUCAGAAACACAACAACACCCAACCAAGUUGUGUAAUAUCCAUAUUUUUCCCUCUGUUCAUUGAGUUCAGUUCCCAUUCUUUCUCUUUCUUUUUCUUCAUGAAUCAUAGACCGGGUGGAUGUGUUUGUGGUAUUACUCAUAACUCUGCACUGAAUGAUAUAGCAAUAAAGACCCCGGCCUGCCCACUCUCCUUUAGUCACUCUAAAUUGGUCAAACCAUUUGGUUUCAGAGUAAUAACAUGAUCCCCCCCCCUGGAGAAAAACGAGAUAACUCGAGCCCCACCCCCACCCUGUACCUACCUAUUGGGAGAGAAAAAGAAAUGGAAGGAAAGAGAACAUACACUCACAUUAACUUGUUUUAAUUUCUGUAAUUUUUCACAUGUAGUGCAGUUGUUGAGCUCUAAAAUGUAAUUAUGAGCUGACGCAUUCUGGGUGUGCCCUCCAAACAGCUUUCUGUCCGUUUAAAAAACAAAAAGCAUGGCUGAAACAAUUUAAAAAAGAGCUUUUUAUGAUUUAUGUGUUGUUUUUUCCUCCCCUUUUUUGGCUUUACUUUUUACUCAUUUUCUCCACUUGAUUUUGGUUUCUCUGUUCAUAUUUGACUAAUUAGCUUUGCUUCGAUUGACGAGCCAGAAUGAGGCAGGUGGUUUACCUCUGGAAAACAAAAGCAAUCUGACAGAAACAGGCUGCAGAAACUAAGAAAUGAUGAAGGGCAAGAUGGGAAAGUCACCGUUUGGGCCGAUGAGUGUGUGUGUGUGUGUGUUUUAAUUAAUACUACAAUGAAAGUCGGGUGUGCUGAGGCUUCGGGGACACUGGGGCAGGGCUUAUGAGCGACUGACCGUUGCUACGUCCCCAUCCACACUACAUCCGUUAUACAGUGCCUAAUGUAUUUAGAAAAUUAUCUCCAUGAGUUAGCUGAGCUGUGAUCGAAAAAGACAAAAAAAAGUAUUAAGUGUGCAUAUUUAGCCAAAGGGUUUUUCAAAUGAAUUAUAUAUCUGCAAUUAUGCAUCUGUCUCACAGAGGCCUCUCUGUGAUGUUAGAGUCUGGAAGGGUGUGAAUUUGUGGUGCCUGCUUUCAACCGGAGCAGCCAGCCAGUCAGUCAGAUCACCUUUGACCCGUUAAUGCUCCGUCCUUUUCUGAGGAGGUGAAAGCAGGCAGGUAACACCAAGUCAACGCUCCGCCAGCUAGGGGGGAGGGCGCUUUGAAGUUCUGCACAUAGAGGCUCUAGAGGUUUCUCUAUCGGUUCGUUUCAUCAGCCGCAUUGCCAUGUUAUAUUUUGCAUCUCAACAUUUGGCCAAUUGUUUUUAAGUGUCUUUUUGUUUUUAACCCUAAUCAUAAUUGGAUAUAAUCUGAGCCUUCCUGCGAAUUCGAAAAAAUUCUAUUUUUAUUUUUCAGUAUAUUCCGUACAUGACGAACCCUCCUCCGAAAGCGCAUCCACAAUGUGUCACAGCUCCUUCGAUCGCAGUCGAGCUCCCGAGCCCACGAUCUGUGUUCAACUCUCUCAAGAAAAAAAAAUAGGAUGUGAAAGCCAUGCCUGCCUGUUCAAAUUGCUUUAUACAUACGUCUUAUAUAUAUAUAUAUAAAAUAUAUAUAUAAAUAUAUAAAAAUGUAGAUAUCUGUCAUUGCAUAUACAAAUACAUAAGUGAACAAAAGAAUAGAUAAUUUUACAGGGUGCUGGAGAAGAUAUAAAAAAUUGAAAAAUAUAUUUUUGGCAAUUUUAGCUUUUGAUACUUUACUUGCAGUUACAAAAUCUGGAGAAAGAAAACAAAAAAAAGUGGGGGAAACAGAAAAAAACGAGUGGGUGAAUAAAAAAAGUGCUGUUACUUGGAUACGAUUGGGGGGGGGGGGGGGAGGCGAAGACCAAAACAGUCGUAACCUUUGAAAAGUAAGCGAGGAACGGAGCGAGACGCCCCGAGAGUUUCAAAAGGAUCAAAUCAAAGUGCCUUAUCAACAGUGGUUUCUGUUUUCUGAGUAUUCCAGUUGUGUUCAAUAAUAUCCAGCACCCACCGAGACGGCGCCGAGGAGCGGCUCGCGUCACGCGCUCCGAGUCGAGCAGGGAGCUCCCGCCGUGCCGCGGCGUUACCCGAGUUAUUCUAUGCAAAAAGAAUAGCAGUCGUUUUGACCAGCUAAAAAUAUGUGCCAUGGUUUUGUCUUCCUGAAAUUAUUUUGUUUUCCAUGACUUGAUGGCCCUUUACUCUUCUGUGUGUGCAGGAUUUGUCCUCCUUUUUAUUUAGAUUUUAAUGAUCAUAUGAAAUAUUUGUCCUGAUUUCUUUUGGUGACUGUGACUAACUUCCUAGAACAAAUUGAACUGCCAAUAGCGACGCGGUAUUCUGCCGGGACGCGUGAGAUCAAGAGCUGAGGAAGAGCGUAGCGUUCAAGGUAAUGGAGGGGGGGGGGGGGGGUCGCCCCCGUCGGCAUGACGCCCAUUUGUUUCAAUGGCUGUCGACUCUAAGCAUCCGGCCCGUGUUUCUCCGUGUCAAUUUGACAACACGCCAUCAAUACAAUCACGAUUUAUAACGGGCCAAUGAGAUGCCGGGUAAUGAAACGGGCGACUCCGUUUCACAGCCAAUCGGUUCUCAGUUGUUGAAACAACUGACAGUUCUUUGCUGGAAGGUAAAGUAUUCUCGUAAAUAUUAAAUUGAAGAAUUCUUAGAUCCCAAUAUUACCCGUGGCAGUUUGUCGUUUCUAUUCAUAGCUCUUCAUGCCGUUACACCGAAAGGUCAAUAACUUUUUUCUUUCUUUCUCAGUGUUAUUAUUUUAAAUUGAAAUGCAAUAUUAAAGUGGAGCAAGUGAUGGCUAUUCAGCAUUUGACAGUAUUAAGAAAAUUCCUUCUGCAAUGUUACAACUUGCUGUGUCAUUGUGAAAGGCUGGAUACGUCCAUCAGGUGAAAGGUUGACUCUACCUACCGUGUUCUCUCUGGCCUGCCUACUACAUGUAUGAUAAUGUAAUUAACAGCCAUUGUUACAGGUUUAUAAUGUAUUUUUCUAAUCUCAUUUUAUAUGUAUAUUAAUCAUGUUUCUGAGUGCUUUUCUUUCUUUUUUUAAUGAAAUCCACAUGCAACCCCUCCCCAGACCUCUCUUCCUCCCCUCCCCAUCCUCUUACAUCUUUAAAGCCGUCUGGUGGGGAGUGUUGCCUUUCCCCCGUUUAUAUUUGGUUUUGUUUUCUUGCCGAUUCCCAGCUUGUUUAACUCAUUAGCUUCUUUAUUAGUUUUCUUGUCAUAAGUAUUUUUACAUGCUUGCAUUUAGUUUUCAUGGUGUAUGCUGUUAUUUUUCUUAUUAACCUCUUGGCAUUUAUUUUAAUAAAACAUUCUUAGUAAGAAUUUUACUAACUUGCUGAUAUUUUGUCUUGUGUUUUUAACCAGUUUCAUGAAUGUAUUACUUGGUCUGGUUCACGGACUAACACAUUAAAACUGGUGUCUGGCCACCACUGACACACACACACACACACACUCGUCCAUUGUGCACAUAUGCUCCGCAUACAAUUACUAAACUCACACACACACACAGCCUAACUGGAAACUGCACGAGUUGAUAAGCGUCCUCGCUCCCGCUCACGCUCACCCUGUGCUGCAGAACUCUGCUGACACUCUUCACACUCGCCUCCCGCUCCGUCCCAACGCCGCCGCUGUGUCCCGGCGACUCUCCGCCGGUUGUCCCGUCCUUCUGUGUGUCACUGACCCCCCCCCCCCCCGCGAGGCGGCAGGAAACUACAUCAUUUGAGCGUCGCCGGUUAACUUCUGGACUAAAGCGCCCUCUCGCGAGCGGGGGGCGAUUUGUGUGCACGCAACAACAACAAAACUCAAACAUCCACCGGUGUCCUCUGUCUCUAAGUCGUGGCGAGCGCGGGGCUGAGUCGCGAUCUGGGGCCAAAAAUACUGCAAACUAGAACGGGCACUCGGUAGAGCGCAUACCUUCGCAUAUCACAAGCUUGGGCGUUGAAUUAUGAACAUGUUGGCAUUAGUUGCCAAUUGGAUAAAAAUUGACCGUGCUAUGGUAAAAAGAAGAGUUUGACCUUUUCAUGACCUUAACAUUUGACCUUUGACCAGAUUGAUCCCAAAAUCUAAUCAAAUGGUCCCCGGAUAAUAACCAAUCAUCCCACCAAAUUUCAUGCGAUUCGGUUUAAAACUUUUUUUGUUAUGCGAAUAACACGCAUACAAAUAAAUACACGGCGAUCAAAACAUAACCGUCCGCAUUUUCAAUGCGAAGGUAAAAAUCAUCUCAAAAAGGAUUCAUUUGACUGAAUGGUGUCGAGUUCAUAAAUAACUAUUUGCUUCCCGAGGCAGAGCCGGUCUGAAGCCCCUCCCCCUCCCCUCCGAGGCGCGUUCUGCCUGGUUACCGGCGUUAUAGUCAUCGCCAGCUGUUGUCUGUUUGGUGAACACUUCUCCCAAUUCAGCUUAUUGAUAUAAUGGCUAAUGCGGGCCGUUUGGGAGCGUCCGCGAUGCUUAGACACGCACCAGUAGAGCGCGCCAAUAUCAAGUCCUCUGGGAUCAAAACAACCGGACCAUUCCUUCCGGUGUGAAGCCAGUAGUCAUUGUUGUGUGUGAGACGCUGCCAGUCGGCCCUCUCUCCUCUAUUCAGCCUCUUUUCUUCCUCCACUACUUCAAGGUAUUGACACUGACACAGGAGCGAACAGAUUAAUUCAUUAAUCCGUAUUACUUUAACCCACUGAGUGAUGCCUCCACAUUUAUUUUCCUUUUUUUCUCCUUUUUAAAAAUAUCUGCGCAACACAAAACAUCUUGGCCUUGUUGCUGUUCUCUUCACGUCUCAGGAAGCAAAAACACGAGGAAGGAUCAAAGGCGUCUAACAGCUUAAACUUAACAUUUCUUUCCUCUGAUAUUAACCUUUUUGAUCUGAAAGCGGGCAUCUUCGCCUCCGACGCCCGAUGAACACCAGCGAGUGGCUAAAAGAUUGGAAUAACGGGAGCCGUCCUCGAUAGUUUAUUCCCCUUUUACUUUUUUUUAUUAUGAGCCAUAAGAAUUUUGAAAUUAUUUUUUCUUGUACUUUAUCAAUCAAGUGUCUUCCUUCAUCUCGCCGAGAAGGUUCUUUUUAUAAAUACUCUUUAAAAAACGUAAACUGGAAAAGUUUGGCUGCACAUGGGGAAUAAAGUUAGUCUGGGAUGUUUCCUCGGCUUCAUGGAUCGUGAUUUGAAUUUGAUGGGGUAGGCCCCGCCUCCUGAGAGCGGCGCCGUCGGGGCGUUCAGUGCUUCUAUCUACUAACCACCUCCUCACCUGCCAAGCUUUUAUCCUUCUUCUGUUCUGUUUAACAAACAUUCCUCCAAUGAGUUAAACGGCAGGUUAACCAAUCGGUAGCUCUCGGGCGGCUCACGGGCAAACUACUAAAAACACGACGAGACUUCUUUUUUCUUUUUUAGCCCCACUGGAUUUGUAUGUACAUUUUUACUGUGAUAAAUAUGAAUAAAAAGUCUCGUUUUUUUCCUCAAAUUGAACUCUUGUGUAAGUUCCUCAUCCAGAUAGCGAUGCACGAAAAUCUGAACAUAUAUUCUGUGAAGUCUCUUUUGUCGUGUCUUGUGUCGCGUUGUCUUUCUCGGGUUCGACUCAGAACUUUGAAGAGGGUGUAAAACAUGUAAUGCCAGUUUUUUGUUGCUCACACCAAAAAAAUAAAGAAAGAAAGGAAAACAAAUGUCAUGUGUGAAUAAAGAAGCAUAUUUCCAAGCUUU
Molecule: messenger RNA, 7317 nt
Organism: Pseudoliparis swirei
Lineage: Eukaryota; Metazoa; Chordata; Actinopteri; Perciformes; Liparidae
Gene: qkia
Product: QKI, KH domain containing, RNA binding a
Exons: 8
Coding region: 286-1455 (389 amino acids)
Biological process (GO): regulation of mRNA splicing, via spliceosome
Cellular component (GO): nucleus
Molecular function (GO): mRNA binding
Source: RefSeq, a predicted model, not a curated record